Molecule: messenger RNA, 1707 nt
Organism: Cylindrotheca closterium
Lineage: Eukaryota; Bacillariophyta; Bacillariophyceae; Bacillariales; Bacillariaceae
Source: the annotation of a GenBank genome assembly
AUGCUGCGAUUCAGUCAUCAAAAUGACGAGUCAAGUCAAGCAGAACAGCAAUCCCAGCAUGAAUCCUCUUCCAACGUAUGGCUGCAACCACAAAGAGAAGCAACGACUACCACAAGUGGGAGAAUAAUCACUGCUGAUCUUCUAGAAGCAUCCUUUACUUGUCGAUUGUAUCCCAAGGGCGAUGACCAAGAACGGGUCCUCCUUCCGCUUCGAUGGGAUUCCCACUUUCUGAAUUGUCGGACUCGUAGUUUUGGGUCCAUUUUUGGAAUCGCGGAAGAGCUACGCCAUCCAGAUGAUCUGAGACACGCAAUUGUAACGAUAACAGAGUAUCAACGAGAUGCAAAGACCAAAGUAGAUACAAGUUCAGCAUUGCACUUUGGAAAUCCUCGAAACGGAGAAGCACAUUCCGAAUGGAGACGGUGUCCUUUGUCGCACCAUCCCGUCGCUUCAGAUGAUACUAUUGAAAACAAGCAAUCGGAAGUACGCUCCAUUGCUUGGAUUGACCUUCGGAACGACGCAGCUGCAUUAGAGGUCCUUUUCCGUAGCAAGGCUUCUUUCUUUCGAUCCCUUCGGUCCCUUUUGACCUGCACGCACGAUGUUUCGCCAUGGCAAAACAGCAAUGAUUCUGAUGAUAAUUCGAUCGACGAAAUCCCAUUGCAUCACGAUCACGUCGUAUUUGUUUUGCCAGAACCUUCUGGGCUUGCUCGAAACUUUCGAGUGGGAGACGCCGCUCCGAGUUGGCAGUUGCAGUCUUAUGUGGUGUGCAAGCACUUGGAGGAUUGGGACUUUUGGAAGUUACACCCAUCGCUGGACGCCCCAUCCGGCCACGUAUACAUUUACAAGAGACUUCCUAAGAGACUGAAAAUGUCAAACCAGCAUCCGGAAACUAGCGUUCCAGCUCCAGAUGGUUGUUUGUGGGAAACUGUUGACAUCAAGGAGGAAGAAAGAGUCGACGAUGAGGACGAGGAAAAAGAGGAAUACGAGGAUGACGACCAAAAUGAAAAGCAAAUAUGUGUGAAAGAGCAUCGACUGGUUUGUCCACCCUAUGUGAACUUGGAGGAACUCUACUCUUCCGAGGUAUUGAAAGCUCUGUUUGAUCCCGAACAUGUGGAAAUCUUUCGUCAAGAGGCACUCCGAAUUCCAUUUUGGGUACCAUGGCCCGAAACGCAACACUACUCUGUGAGCUCAUCAGCCCAUGCAUCCAAUCCCGGCAAACCUUGGACCGUCUUUCCCCUUUGCUAUUGCUUUCCAGCCAACCAACCAGAAAAUAUUACAUGGGUGGAGAACACCAAUGCCUUGUGCCCUCGGACUUGUCAAAUUCUGAAAUCGAUUCAAACGGAGGAAUUGGGACUUGUUGUGAGAACAGCCUUGUUUAGCCAAUUGGCACCCGAGACUACGCUGGAACCGCACACUGGCUGGGCCGAUUUGGCCAAUCAUGUCUUGAGACUGCAUGUGCCAUUGACCGUUCCAAAAGGAGAUUUGUGUGGAACUUGGGUAGACGGCUGUGUCGAGACUCAUCAAGAAGGAAGACCUUUAUUGUUUGACGAUUCCAAAAUCCACCGAGCCUUCAACUAUCAUCCAAGCGAAAGUCGAGUAGUAUUGAUUGUGGAUUUGGCUCGACCCAAGGACCUUCCCCUGGGGUAUGCUACGGGCGGUCAUUCGGAAGAACUGGAUUCCUUCAUUCAACAAAUGAGUGCCCCUAGAUAG